Penicillium odoratum is the source of this 1458-nucleotide messenger RNA. Its product is annotated as CENP-N/CHL4 family protein. Gene Ontology annotation, biological process: CENP-A containing chromatin assembly; chromosome segregation. NCBI's taxonomy places the organism in Eukaryota, Fungi, Ascomycota, Eurotiomycetes, Eurotiales, Aspergillaceae. The transcript has a single exon. The record is from RefSeq and is a predicted model, not a curated record. Bases 1 to 1458 code for a protein of 485 amino acids.
AUGGCGCGUCCAAAAGCAGUCCGCGCGCCAACAACAGCCAGUCUUCCAAACAACCUCCGCAUUCCCUCGACUACAUCAUCCUUGGCCAAAACGUUAGGCAAGCUUUCUCGACCAGCACUAAUUGAUCUAGCUUUGACAUGGCUUGACGAUUCAAAUAUCGAAUCAUUUCCACCAUAUCUCCAACACGAAGCCGAUAACAACCCCGACGACGAAGACGCGCUACCCUACCCCGCCGCAGAGACCGUUGAGGAAGUGCGUCAGGCAUACGAGGACCUACAAGAACGCAAAGGCGGCAAGCGAGAAGUUCUAGAGCGCAUUCUAGACGGCGACUGGCGCCAUGGAAUCACAUUGCGCCAACUCGCAAUGGCAGAUCUGCGCUACAUAGACGACCACCCAGCAAGCUUGCGCUGGACAGCACUAGAGCUAAGCCGCAUCGAAAACCGCCACAAAGAGUCCUCCCACUCCACAGAACACUGGUCAAGCAACAUCCCACGCAUCCAAGCCGCCACCUUUGUGAAAGCCCUCCAGCAGGAAAUCGCCUCUCUGGUCAAGGCGCAUUACCAUCUAUCCCGCUCAUCAACUCUCCCAAUCACCUUCUUACGCAUAUUCAUCGUCGACUCCCCCUAUCAAACUCCCCGGCAAAAUCCCGAGGUCUUCGCCGACUCCUCCCGCAUUAUAUACGUGGCUUUCCCAGACAGCUGCCCUUAUAUCUAUACUUCAAUCACGGCAUCGGGAAAGUCGUCUGCGCCUACAUCUAGUUCCAUCGCUACGGACCCAAGGAGUCUUCAGCGCUUAGUACGCGAUGCAGUCCCGAAGGCUCUCUCCCGCCCUCAGGAGCGGUAUACAGUAAAAGCUACCGCGCUAGCGGCAAAGAAUCUACCGACCCUGUUGGCGCUCCGUGGCCCGGGCCGCUCAGGCGCUGCAAAUGGUAGCUACAGUAUAUUCGCCGAUGCUGCUCUUGAAGGAAGUCCGUUAGAUCCGCGGCCUUCUGCUACUGUCUCUGCGGAGGAAUAUAUGCGUGGGGGGCAUAAACCUGUCGAUGACAAUAAAGACAACGGGGAUGUGGAGGAUCCACAGGCUUUGGCUGUGUCGAGGAAAAGGGUUUCGGGUAUCAGCGAUCCUACUAUGUUGUCGCCGACUUCGAAGAAAAGGCGUCUGGCUGUGGAGUCGCGCUUUGGUUCGGCUUGCUCCUCGCUGACACCCGCACCGUUGGACCGUCUGGAUGUUCGACUUUUGGAUCUGCCUGAUGUUGAUGAGGAUGGUGGUGUGGAUCGGUUGGCUGGGCCAGUACCUCCCGUGUCGCUCUCAUUUUCUGGGGCCGAUGUCAUUGGUGGUUUUCGGAAGCUGGCUGAGUUGGGCGUGGUUGAUCCUGAACGGAUGCCAUCUUGGAUGACAGGCGAAGAAGCUGUCAGCAUGGCUGUUGUUCGCGGAGGUAAGCGGAUUAAAAAGACUACGUGA